AUGAUCGUACGAUUGGUGAAAAUUGUUUUGAAAGUUAUUUUCAUUCUUUAUCAUUAUUAUUUUUUCUUCGAAACAGAUAAUAUCAAAUUGUUGAAAUCGUUCAACGAUAUAAAUACUUUCAUUGCAAUAUUAAAGAACGAAUACUUGACAAAAUCCGAUGAUAUUUUAACGAGAUUUUUGUAUACCAAUAAUCAUUAUUUAGGUAUUUUUUUGGAUUUAAGAUGCGAAAAUCAAAAUGUUAGCAGGCUUAUCUCAAAAGCAUCAAAACAUCAUAUGUAUGACGAAGCACACAAGUGGUUGAUCAUAGGUCAUAAUUUAAAAGAAAGUUUGAAGAUCAUAGAUGAUAGUAAUUUCAAUAUCGCUACUGAUGUAAUUAUAGCCGAACCAUCGACUAAUGGUUUCGUUUUAUACGAUGUUUAUAAUUUAUCUAAAGAUCAUGGUGGAUCAUUGAAAACGAUAUUAUUUGGUACUUGGCACAAAGAAACUGGUUUGUAUGUUACAUUGAUCAAACAAAAAUUUAAUAGAAGAGCAAAUCUGCAAGGAAUGAAACUAAAUGUUGGUGUGCUCUUUGAUCACAAAUUAUCAAAUAUAUCGAUCGAGAAAUAUUUAUUGGAUUACAAUAACAAAUCGAAAGACAGUCAUUCGAAAUUUAUGUAUGCGAUUUUGAUUAAUAUAGCAGAGCUUUAUAAUUUCACAAUGAAUAUUACGAAAAUAGAUCCAUGGGAGAAACGUGGCGGUAAGCGUGGUCCAAUGUUCACAGCAUUCAAAGAAGGUAUAAUCGAUAUUUAUAUAAAUCCAACCAUGAUGAUUACUGAGAAAUUAAAUUAUGGUGACAUCAUUGCUCCAGUUUGGCCAGUACGAACAUGUUUUUUAUUUCGCACAAUUUCAUCGACAAAUUUACGAUUUACGCAAUUCAUACGACCAUUGUCUAUCCAUGUAUGGUACGCAAUGUUAAUAAUAAUAGCUCUUACAGCUUUUAUUUUAUUGACCGUCUUAAGAAAGGAAGGUUUUCAUGAUUUCAUUGGACUCUGUGGGAUCUCAAUACUUUCUUCCGUCGGAGCUAUAUCGCAGCAAGCUUCAGCUGUGGUACCUUACGGAAUUGGAGGUCGUAUCGCAUUUUUACACAUAAUGUUCUUCAGUUUGUUAAUCUUCAAUUAUUACUCAGCUAGCAUGGUGUCGAAUCGUUUAAGAAAUAUAGAAAAUAAAAUGAAUGAUUCAUUGAUUAGUUUAGCCGAUAGUAAUUUUAAGAUCGCAAUAGAACCUACUGAGUAUAUUAAUUCGUUAUUACAGGAACCAUACAUAGACGUAAAAUAUUUUUAUGAAAAUCGUUGGCUAAAGCUUCCUCAAUCAAUGAGAUACUUGCCAAUAGAGAAAGGAUUAAAUUAUGUUGCCAAGGGUGGUUUUGCUUAUCACACGUUAACAGAAUCAGCUUAUCCGUAUAUAGAAAGAACUUUUGAAACUCGUAUGAUAUGCGAAUUAAUGGAAGUUCAUCUCUUUCGAACGACUUUAGGACUUUGGACGAGAAAAAAUGGUCCCUUCACUGAAAUGCUAAGAAUUGGAUUUACGAAAAUGAAUAAUGUUGGUUUACGAGAUCGUGAAUUGAAACGUUGGUCUGCUAGAAAGCCUCGUUGUCCGGCAAGCAUGCUUAUAGCCGAAGCUAUAUCGAUUCAUGAAGCCGCCCCUAUUUUGUUAUUCCUUGUCGUUGGCAUGGUUUUAUCCUUGAGUGUAUGUGCCAUCGAAAAUAUCAUUUUUUGGUUUUGGUCCAAAAGCGUACACGCCGGAGAAAUAUAUUACUGGGAUCGAAAUAGUAUACACGGUCGAAUGUUUGAACUUCUCAAAGACAAUUACAUCGACAUUGCCAGCAAUCCAAGAGUUAUGGUGUCCGAAAGAUUAGAAUUUGCCAGUUUGAUCGGUGCAGCUUGGCCAGUUCGACCAUGCUUUAUGUUACUUUCUACUCCAACGAACAGAAUCAAAUUAGAUUUAUUUCUUAAACCAUUUACAAUAGGCAUUUGGGACACUUAUGCAGUUUUCAUGAUCAUUUCUAUGAUCAUAGUUGGAUUAAUAUUGAAACGUGAAAAGGUAAAAAGUGAAGAGGGUUUCGGAGCUAUCGUUUUAACUAUUGGUAUCAUGAGUCAACAAGGAGCGUAUUUCUUUCCAAAAAAUUUGGCCGGUCGUAUAGCAGUGGUACAGAUAUUACUUUUCAGCUGGAUGAUGUAUAAUUAUUAUUCCUGUAGUAUCGUAUCAGCCCGUUUGAGCGAACCAUUCGACAAAAUAGAAGAUUCCGUUGCGGUACUUGCCGACACGCAUAUGCGUAUUGCGGCAGAAGCUGUACCAUAUUUAAAUUAUCUAUUGAAAAAAUGGAAUUGGGAAUCAGAUUAUUUUAGGAAGAAACGUUGGGACCCGUUGCCCUUAUCAAAAAGAUAUUUGCCUAUAGAAGAAGGUAUCAGACAAGUUGGUCAAGGUGUCCUUGCUUAUCACACAGAUCCCAACACAGCUUAUCCUUACAUCGAAAAGAUGUUUGAUUCGAAUCAGAUAUGUCAGCUGACGGAAAUUCAUCUCUUCAAGGAAUCAGUCAUGGGAAUGUAUUCUAGUCACAAUGCACAAUUCUUAGAAAUAGCGAGAGUAGGUCUGAUCAAAAUGCAAAGUACAGGUUUGCGAAAUCGACAAAUUAAAUAUUGGUCCUCGAAAAAACCUCAAUGUCAACAGGACGCUUUGUCCACAAGAAGUAUUACUAUUUACGAAACAGCUCCGGCCUUCAUUCUAAUUACGUUAGGUAUCCUAAUGUCAAGUGUUAUUUGCUUGACAGAAAAUAUUUACUUCCAUCGAUUCACACAAAAAUUCACACGGCAAAGAGAAAACUCUAAUUUAUCGAAACAGAAUAGUAAUCAAACGGGCAAUACUAACGAACUACAAUUAAUUAGUAUUUAAUUUGAUAAAAUAUUUGAUUUUUCUAUCACUUAAACAAAUAUAAUUUGCACAUUUGCUUCGAUAAUAUUAAAAAUAUUAUUCAUAAUAUCUUGCUUGUUGUACUGAUGAA
Molecule: messenger RNA, 3037 nt
Organism: Vespa crabro (European hornet)
Lineage: Eukaryota; Metazoa; Arthropoda; Insecta; Hymenoptera; Vespidae
Exons: 15
Coding region: 1-2928 (975 amino acids)
Source: RefSeq, a predicted model, not a curated record